This is a messenger RNA of Vigna angularis (adzuki bean), 1623 nucleotides long. Its product is annotated as ATPase GET3A. The record is from RefSeq and is a predicted model, not a curated record. Gene Ontology annotation, biological process: post-translational protein targeting to endoplasmic reticulum membrane. Gene Ontology annotation, molecular function: ATP binding; ATP hydrolysis activity. The transcript is spliced from 8 exons. Gene Ontology annotation, cellular component: GET complex. Bases 206 to 1351 code for a protein of 381 amino acids. NCBI's taxonomy places the organism in Eukaryota, Viridiplantae, Streptophyta, Magnoliopsida, Fabales, Fabaceae.
GAUUGAUGAGAUCAAGAUUUGGAUUCGUUUCGUACUCUGGAAAAAUGAGUCAAAAAAAACUCUGAAACGAAAUUCACAUGUUGUUGAAAUUGAAGGAUAAAGAAACACAGGAAGAAGAAGAAGAAGAAAAAGAGUUGUUGUGUGAAUAAAGGGGUGAAUUAGGUUUGUGAUCGAUUGAUUGAUCGAAGAGAGAAGAGAUAGGGAAAUGGGGGAUCAAGUUGAGGGAACGGUUCAGAACAUUCUGGAUCAGGAUACUCUGAAGUGGGUCUUCGUCGGUGGCAAAGGCGGCGUUGGUAAAACGACAUGCAGUUCGAUUAUCUCCAUUCUCCUUGCAACCGUUCGCUCUUCCGUCCUCAUCAUCUCCACCGACCCUGCUCAUAAUCUCAGUGACGCAUUUCAGCAGCGUUUCACCAAAAUCCCCACUCUCGUCAAUGGCUUCUCCAACCUUUAUGCCAUGGAGGUGGAUCCUACCGUUGAUCAUGAGGAUAUGGGUGGCGCUGAUGGGAUGGACAGUUUGUUCUCCGAACUAGCCGGCGCUAUUCCCGGAAUUGAUGAGGCCAUGAGCUUUGCUGAGAUGUUGAAGUAUAUGGUUAAUGAGAGGGGAGUACUCCUAUCGCAGGUAUUCUGCCUUCAUAAUUCUAAGGUCAAAACGAACAUAAACUUAUUGGUCCAGACCAUGGAUUAUUCUGUUAUUGUAUUUGAUACUGCUCCCACUGGUCAUACGCUCAGACUGUUGCAAUUCCCAACGGUUUUAGAAAAGGGUCUUGCAAAAGUAAUGUCUUUGAAAAAUAAAUUCGGUGGUUUGUUUAAUCAGAUGACUCGUAUGUUUGGCAUGGGUGAGGAUUUUGGAGAUGAUGCAAUUCUUGGGAGGCUUGAAGGCAUGAAGGAUGUAAUUGAACAAGUUAAUAAGCAAUUCAAAGAUCCGGACAUGACAACCUUCGUCUGUGUUUGUAUUCCCGAAUUCCUUUCUCUAUAUGAAACAGAAAGACUGGUUCAGGAACUUGCAAAGUUUGAAAUUGACACCCACAAUAUCAUCAUUAAUCAAGUAAUCUUUGAUGACGAAGAUGUUGAAUCCAAGUUACUUAAGGCAAGAAUGAAAAUGCAAAAGAAAUAUCAGGAUCAGUUUUACAUGUUGUAUGAUGACUUCAAUAUUACCAAGCUUCCAUUGCUCCCAGAAGAGGUUACUGGGGUUGAAGCUCUGAAAGCGUUUUCUAGACAUUUUACAUCACCAUAUCAAUCCUUAGCUAGUGGAGGAGACCAUGUAGAACGGUUACAGCGCAAAUUAGCAGCCCUACAACGACAGAUACAUGAGACUGAGGAAGAAUUGGAGAGAAACAGAAGGGGCAUCUAGGCUUUGACGGUCUCUAUCCAUGAAUAAUGUCAUUAUUGUACGCCUUUUUGUUUAACAUUAUUUUUUAGCUUAUAUUUGAUAAAGCAUCUUUUUCUUUGUUGGCCCGCCAACACAAGUCAUUCUCUAUAUGCUUUCAUUUUAAGGUCAUAGUGAGCUUUCUUAUGUAACUCCAAAAGGUUAUUACUGAGGUUAGUCUAAUUUGUUUCAUGAAUAUUCUUUACUUGUCUUGUAUUUUUAUAAUUCAUAUUCUGGGAUGGAUAAUUUCUUAUCAA